Messenger RNA from Talaromyces marneffei, 993 nucleotides. RefSeq lists its product as uncharacterized. NCBI's taxonomy places the organism in Eukaryota, Fungi, Ascomycota, Eurotiomycetes, Eurotiales, Trichocomaceae. Gene Ontology annotation, biological process: regulation of DNA-templated transcription. Bases 1 to 993 code for a protein of 330 amino acids. The transcript is spliced from 3 exons. Gene Ontology annotation, molecular function: DNA-binding transcription factor activity. The record is from RefSeq and is a predicted model, not a curated record.
AUGGAUCGACCGGGCUUUCAAGGUUAUACCUACCAGUCUUACUCAAUGACGAAUACUGCUGCUCCUUCGACGGAAUUGCCUGCAGCUACGUCGAGAUACACAACAAACCAUGGAACAAGCAGUGCUUUCAGUGUCAAUGCCAACCCCAAUGAAGACUGGACCAAGAUUUCUGAUCUGGCAGAGAGACGUCGAAUUCAAAACCGGAUUGCUCAGCGUAACUACCGCAAAAAAUUGAAACGCCGUCUAGAGGAUCUGGAGCGUAGAGCUGGAUCUACAUCUGCGUCCCCAGAACCGGCUCAGAGGGAGACCUCGCAUCAACCUAAACCUCGGGCCAAGAAGUCUCAGUCUCCCAAAAUCGACAGCCCUGCAACCCGUAAAAAGAAGACUUCUACCUCAGUAUCGAAUCCUCCGAGCUGGAAUCCGUCUCAUAGUCCACUUCCACUCCAGCAGCAUGAAGCAUACGGCAACGUGUCUGAAGCACGCGGUGCCAACAAUAGCAACAUCUACACCGAGCAACAACUCAAUUCGCGACAAAUGGCCUCUUCAUCACCACCCGACUCAUUCUUUUACCAGUCAUAUCCUUCUUAUCCGGAGGUGUAUGGCCAUCACAGUUCCUAUCCUUCACCCCAGCCUCUUCAUCAAAACACAUUUCAGACGAUACCACAUUCUCAAUACGGAGAGGUAGCUUCUCAUCACCAAAUGGAUCACUUGAUCCAAUCAAAGCAGACAAAUGCUCUCUCUGAUAACCAACCUCUCAAUCCUCUAUAUCUCAACUACGCUUCAAUUGCCGGUUUGGACAUGCCAGCGCCUCAUCAGCCGCAAUACGGCCAGCAAACUCAGACACCGUCACUUGCCAAUGCCUACUCAGACGGGUACUCCUCGUCAACAUCCCCCGCCCGGUCAAUCAACGAACACUUUCCGUUGACUCCAGAGCAUGCAGUUUUGACUCCGAGGUAUAAUGAAGUACUAGCAUUCAAGGGUGUUAUUAUUUAG